Soboliphyme baturini is the source of this 1323-nucleotide messenger RNA. NCBI's taxonomy places the organism in Eukaryota, Metazoa, Nematoda, Enoplea, Dioctophymatida, Soboliphymatidae. The record is from the annotation of a GenBank genome assembly.
CCGGCUGUUAGAUUCAAAAAUUAUAUUCGACACGACAUGUUUAGCGAGGAACCAAAGCACCGGGUGCUUCUCAAAAGAGACGCUCAAAGUUUUGAAGAAGAUAGGAUUAAUGAAUCUUCGCUCGAUUCGCAUAAAACGCGUUCCUUCGAAGAACGAGAGGAAGACUACGUCCGGGCAAGAGCGAGGAUUUUCAACCAAGACUCCAACUCUUCGACGGAGGGCUGUUUCGAAUCUCCAGCAAACGAUUCUUAUGCACGACCAUGGAGCAGUGCCGACAGCGGCUGUGACGUCGCAUGGCCUCAGAUCAGUCAACAGGUCAGCACGAACCAAUUCCUGCCGAAGAUCGCUGCCGGUGGUGCCAUUCCAUCAGCGAACUGUACUGUGAUGAAUUCCACCGCUUUCUAUCGGAUGGAACCGACGACCAAGACUCAGAUACGCCGUUGUCGUACAGAGAACGAUGGUACCGAAAGCCACCAGGUGCUGCCGCCCGUGAUACGAUCGAAUUCUGUCAACGACUCCGUUAGUAUGCCUUCCGGUUGCCGUCCGCCACCGGGACUGUCGGCCGGACAAUCCGUUAUAUUUGCAGUAGCAAACAUAGAACAAGUGCCUUUCGGUGCCAUAAUAAUUAACCCGCAGACAGGCCAGCCAUUCCUGAAUCAGGACGGCACAGUCUAUCGGCACAACCCCGCUUUGCUGCAGUUCGUUCAGGGCAUGUCAUGUCCUUCGGCAGCAGCGACUCCGAACGCGUGUUCCGUGAUGCCAUGUGUGCAGCAGAGUAACGGUUCCCAAGACAGCUCGAUGUUCGUCAGCGCCGUUCAGCCGUUGGCCCAACACCCUUCGGAUAUCGCCAACACGACCGACGCUGCUCGUCUCACCGGUUCGCCAAACUCCUACAACAGUGUACCGCAGAUUUUUGCUUACGUGAUGCUUCAACCGCAGGGUAGUUCCUACAGCUGGCAGCAGCUGUCGUCUAGUCAAAUUAACGAUACGUUGACACCGAACUGCAAUCCCUGUCACACCACGGGACAGCCGAUGCACUGCGUCAAUUCUCCUCGGCAGGUGGUUUCCAUUUCUAAUCAGCUGAUUUCUUCUUCUGACUCUUCUCAACUGAACCCGUCGCCCAAUUCGCCGCUAGUUUACCCUGUCUAUUGCCCGCCGUCUGCCCUUCAUGGUAAUGACGUCAUCGAAAAUUAUACCGGCUCGGUCGUCGCCCGGGUUACCAAGGGCCGCGCAGGCUGUUGGAGGAGACUGCGAAAAGUCGGCCAUCAGAACCUGCUCAUCGCCUUCUGCCAGCCGGGGGCGAAGCAGCACAACAACGGCUGA